AUGAGUUCCCUCUUCAGCAGCUGCUUUGGUCGGCGUAGCGGGUCGGCGCCUUUGCCCGACACCGACUCGGACGUUCCCGCUGGCCGCCGCGCAGUCGACAGCGUCAAUCCGGCCAAGUGCGCCUUUUGCAACGUCACGCCGGACCGCUUCAAGAUCAUCCUCGAAGACGCCGAGCUGAUCUGCUUCCGCGAUCGCUCGCCAGCUGCAGCAGUCCAUCUGCAGGUCAUCCCACGCACGCACAUCGCCAACGUCCAGAGCCUCGGCCCGCACGACACCGACCUCGUCCGCCGAAUGCAUGCCUUUGGCACCAGAGCACUCGACCUCUUGCAGUCACAGGUGCAGUCCCAGAAGGGUGGCCUCGACGGUGCGUCAAAGGGAUCGACUCCGGUGGAGCGUAGAUUCGGCUUUCACAUUCCGCCGUUCCGAAGCGUCGACCAUCUGCACAUGCACUGCCUCGAACUGCCGUUCAGCAACUCGCUACGUGCUCUCAAGUACAGAGUUGCAAAACCGCCCAGCCCCAGCUACUUCAAGGGAUGGUCCUGGUUUGCAGAAUACGAGCAGACGUGUGCGCUCCUCAGCGCAGGCCGCAAGCACUACGCCGAGAUCGCCGGCAUCGCCGACAGCAACACCCGCGACGGGAGGAUCUGCGUCGGAUGCAAGGUGUCCGUCGAGGAUCAGCAAAGUGACACCCUGUCGCUCGGAUCGCCCGACCGUGUGGAUUUAGAGGCGUUCUGA
Moesziomyces antarcticus is the source of this 735-nucleotide messenger RNA. Its product is annotated as HIT-like protein. Lineage: Eukaryota; Fungi; Basidiomycota; Ustilaginomycetes; Ustilaginales; Ustilaginaceae. The transcript is spliced from 2 exons. The record is from RefSeq and is a predicted model, not a curated record. Bases 1 to 735 code for a protein of 244 amino acids.